Akanthomyces muscarius is the source of this 1152-nucleotide messenger RNA. RefSeq lists its product as uncharacterized. The record is from RefSeq and is a predicted model, not a curated record. The transcript has 5 exons. Bases 1 to 1152 code for a protein of 383 amino acids. NCBI's taxonomy places the organism in Eukaryota, Fungi, Ascomycota, Sordariomycetes, Hypocreales, Cordycipitaceae.
AUGGUCCACCGGCACUGGAACCACACAUCGCCGACGGAGAUGCCAGACUCUCCCGUCGCGGAGAGGUGGCGGGCAUUGCUACCUGCCGUCUCGCUGGCGUUUGGCAUACUGGCGUCGGCCGUCUUUGCGCUCCGUGUGUAUGCCUCGCGGUUUGCGUCGUGCAAGAUACGGGCAGAGGAUAUGUUGAUGGGCAUCAGCGUUGUGCUGAUGUGGGGGACCGUUGCCUCGGUACUAUUAAAAGCAUACAACGGCAUUGGACUCCCUGGAUGGGAGAUUCCACGAGAACGAAAACAUUUACUCAAUCUUGGCUCAUUUUUGAUCCCCAAGUUCUGGGCCAGCUCGACCGCGUGCUGCAAAGUCGCCAUCAUUAUCUUCCUGCGCCGGGCCGUCGGCUUCAAGCGCUCCAUCAACGUGACACUCAUUGUCGUGGCCGUCGUCUCCCUGCUGUGGGCGCUGGGCGCCAUCUUCUUCUCGACCUUUACGUGCAAGCCCGUCUCCUUCUACUGGGACAAGUCGAGCCAUGACGGCCACUGCUUGCAGCGACGCCACUACAGGAAUGGCAACAUUGUCAUCGCCCUGAUUGGCAUGCUGACGGACGUUGUCAUCCUCAUCAUUCCCAUGCCGACGCUUUGGAAGUCGCAGAUGCGCAGGAAGCAAAAGAUUGCUACGACGGGAGUUUUGGGUAUUGGUCUAUUUGUCUGCAUAUUCAGCUUGCUGCGAGUUGUACAGUUCUUCUAUCUCGACUUGGAGCACAUCUCAACUUCGAGCGGCCUGGAGAGUCUAUGGACCGUGCUCGAAAACGAGUUCGCCGUCAUCUGCGGCUGCGCCCCCCAGCUCGCUCCGCUGUUCCACAGUCUGCGUCCUUCCAAGGCAAAGAGCUCAGGUUAUGCCGGGAUGUUUGAUACAUCGGUGCUGGGCAAGCAUACCAAGAUGAGCGUCAUUCGCACGACAGUCAGCGGCAAGGUCGACGGCGAGGCAAUGCCGGGUCUGCGGAUGGCGCCAAGAGACGGCAGAAGCUCGUCCGAGAUUGAGCUCAAGGGCAUUGAAGUGCACACUGCGAUCAAUCAAGAAGUGUCGGCGGAUGGAAGCCGGCAUCAUGAUUCAGGGCGUUCGUCCACAGCAGUGGAGAGUGGAAGUUAUACCCGCAUCUAG